This is a messenger RNA of Macrobrachium nipponense, 4413 nucleotides long. RefSeq names its product kinesin-like protein Klp98A (gene Klp98A). Gene Ontology annotation, molecular function: ATP binding; phosphatidylinositol binding; microtubule motor activity. The record is from RefSeq and is a predicted model, not a curated record. NCBI's taxonomy places the organism in Eukaryota, Metazoa, Arthropoda, Malacostraca, Decapoda, Palaemonidae. Gene Ontology annotation, biological process: microtubule-based movement.
CAGAGAGGGAGUCAUCUUUGUGGAGGGCUGUACUACAUAAAACCAAACAAAGUGAACAAAGUGAAAUUGUAUUUGUCAUGAUUAACACGUUCUGAGGUUACCGUCAUGAAUAAGAAUGAUCUCAGAAUCCCUUUUGACGAAUAUCAAGUCACACCGGUGGAGAACUCCUGUUCUAAUAGAGAGACUUGCUGGUGUUCUAAGAUAGAAAAGAAACUGAAAGGACAGCAUUUAUUCGUGUUAUAAACUAUUCAUUAGUUAAAAUAACAUUUGUGUUAUUGUGACCUGUCAUCCCGUGACUCAAAAAUUUGUCCCUUAUUUCUGAGUAACGUGACUCCAUCUCCGUCGUCUUGUCGUCCCUAAUGUCUCUGUUAAGACGUGGUUUGUUUUUAACCAUUUUGUAAAUAAAAGCGACACGGCUCCUAAUGUCAUCCAAACUUGGCACCUCCGACGUUGUUCUUCCCUAGGAUGUUCACCUUCAUCGCAAGGCUGUGAUAUAAUGUUAUGAAUAAUGGCUUCGGUCAAAGUUGCAGUGCGUGUUCGACCGUUUAACCAAAGGGAGAUUGAUCUCAGUUCAUCAUGUAUCAUUGAAGUCGAAGAAAAGAAGACCAGACUUAUCAACAGUAAAGGUAGAAGUGAGCUACCUAGAAAUCUAUAAUGAACGAGUUAAGGACCUCUUGAGGCAGGGUGCACAUAAUGAUACCCACAGUCUAAGGGUGAGGGAACAUCCAAAGCUUGGUCCUUAUGUACAAGAUCUCUCCACACACUUAGUACAUCAUUACCCAGAUAUACAGGAACUAAUGAAAAGGGGUAAUUCCCACCGUACUACUGCUAGUACCCACAUGAAUGAUACAAGCUCCAGAAGCCAUGCAAUCUUUACUGUUACUUUCAUUCAAGCCAAACUCCUGUCUGAUACACCUUUGGAAACCCGUUCAAAGAUUCACUUGGUAGAUUUAGCAGGGAGUGAGAGAGCAGAUGCAACAGGGGCAACAGGACAGAGAUUAAAAGAAGGUGCUCACAUCAACAAAUCCUUAGUUACCCUUGGUUCUGUCAUCAGUGCCCUUGCUGAGCAAGCAGCAAAAACAGCAGGAAAAUCUGUUUUCAUCCCUUACAGGGAUUCUGUCCUUACAUGGCUACUAAAAGAUUCUCUUGGUGGGAAUUCAAAGACCAUCAUGAUAGCAACCAUAUCACCAGCAGAUGUCAACUAUGGUGAAACAUUGAGCACACUAAGGUAUGCCAAUAGGGCAAAGAAUAUUAUCAAUAAGCCAACAAUUAAUGAAGAUCCAAAUGUAAAAUUGAUAAGGGAACUAAGAGAGGAGAUCCUCAACCUCAAAUCCAUGCUUAAGGAAUCAGGGAUGAUGGAGCCCAAUGCAAACAGUGAGAAAGGAAGUAUCAUGGCAACGUUGACACAGAAGCAAGCUAAAGAAAAGGAGCUUACGGAUCAGUGGACAGAAAAGUGGAGCGAAACUCACACUAUUCUUCAAGAACAAAAAACACUUGGCCUGAGGAAGGCUGGACAUGGUGUCAUUCUGGAUUCAGAACGACCACAUCUUGUGGUGAUUGAUGACAACUUGCUGACUACAGGAGUUACCUUAUAUCAUUUGAAUGAUGGUACAACAACCAUUGGUUCAUUGCCAACACAGGAUAUUAGAUUAGAGGGUGGUGAAGUAUUGGAAGAACACUGCACAAUUCAUCUUGUUGAUGGUGAAGCUACAUUAGAGUCACGUCCUGACGCACAGUGCUGGGUCAAUUCUCAGUUUGUGGAUAAACCAAGUAGGCUGACACAAGGGUGUGUAGUAGUCUUAGGUGGAAGCCAUAUGUUUCGAUAUAAUGACCCCCAAGAAGCAGCUAGAUUAAGGAAGGAAGGAAACAAAACUCACCUCAACCUUUCUCGUCUCUCAUUUUUAUCAAGAUCGACGACUGAUUUAGUCAGAUCUUUUGAUAAUCUCUCUGGGUUGGAGGGUGAUACAGAAAAACAGCAGUGUGAAAGUAGCAAUGUUUCACGUUUAGGAAAGAUGACAAGACUGUCAGAAACUACUGACCUUUGUGAAAUGUCUACUCAGACAAGUCUCCAUACACACAGUCAACCAACUACACCUCUUGGCAGCCACUUAGAUGAUGGAAGAGGAUGCAGUCAUGCACUGAGAAAGUCAAGUUUAACAUUACCACUCUUGAAUGAAAAGGAAGACCCAGGGGGUGGCAUAAGUUGUAACUCCACGCCUGCUUCCGAGACCUUUUAUACAGCUACCUCAGUUUUGUCUCCUGAUAUACGUGACUUGACCUCGCCUUGGUCUCCCCUUCCAGUUGAAAGGUCUCUCUCUGAAAUGAGAGAAGGUGAAGGACUGGGUGCUACUUGUAGAUCCUUUGCUCAGGGAAACUGUGAUUUACCGCCCAAAGUGCCUAAAAGCGAUUGCGGAGUGAUUGAGGGCAUAUCCCAUUUUGAGAGAGAUGAUGACUUGUGUUCUUCUGUGUACAAAUCUCCAAGUGCCAGUAAAACUGAAGAUGUUGCGUGUUUAAGCGAUGUGCUCAGUUCAGAAAAUAUUAGUGAAAAUAAUCUAAAUCUUAAUCAAAUAGCAAAAGUUCGUGAUAGUAAUACUUGUGAUAUAUUAGGUUUACAAGGGUCCCCAACAUCUCCCAUUCUCCAAACAGGAGGUCAUCCCCACUCACAAGAUUCUCCAGGAGUAGAAGGGGCAGCUACUUCUACUCCUGUUAAAUUUAGAUCUAGUCAAGGAAUUAGAAAAGAGGAGUGUAGAAGAAUGAUGUAUAUUGAUGAUAAAAAUAAGGAAAGUUGUGUUGCCUUACCAAAAGAUUAUGAAGGUAAUUACAAUGAACUUACUAAAUCAAACAUUGCUGCUGUUAUUGCUAAUGCAUCAGAUUUUAAUAGGCAAUCUAUUGUUUGUAAUGUGGAGGCAAAUGCAAAUAAUAAUUUUAGAACUAGUAAAAAUGGAAAUGCUGAUGCAUGCAUAGCUUUUGAAGAGGAGGUUAGGAAAGAGAAUGACAAUAUCCCAGAAGUCACAGAUUGUGAAGGAGAUACUAGAUUGGUUAGUGAUGAGGGUGAAUCAUUACUUUGGCAUCCUGGGUUGGAAAAUAUAUGCAAAUCAAGUGUGUUACUAUCACCAGAUGCUGAUGUUACUAAAGCUGCAGAAGUAUUAAUAAGAUUGAGGGAAAAUGAAGAUAAGUCGAACAUGAGCAUGGAGGAAAAGAUACGUGAACUAGAAGCUCUGAAGCAACACUAUAGUAACCUUGAAGACCAGCUGAUGAAUCAGCCUUCUGUUAUAAGCAAAAUUCCUGGAAAUAAGAGAAGUGAAUUAAGCGAUAAUGCCGUGGGAUUGCAAGACGAUCAAGAACAAGUUUUUGAGCUUGGUAGACCAACUGAUCUUCCUUUAGAUUCAUCUUUAUUGCAAGAAGACAGACUAGCGUUGCUUAUUGAGCGAGAAGUUCAACGACGAGUUUUGGAAGAAGUGGUUGCACGUGAAAAUGCGGCUUUAAGUUCAAGAUCCCAGUAUAGACGUACUUAUCGUUCAAUGAGUGCUUCUAUGGAUCCAUGGAAUCUUGGCCUGAGGGUACUUUCUCCAGCUGAAGUGAGACCGUAUACAUCAAUGAGUGCUGGUUAUGAAAUGGAAGGGGAGGGCGGAAAUCAUCUGUAUCAAAGUACGACAUCAGCAGAUGAUCUACUACUAACUCCAGGACCAUUGCAAUCUCCAUUAACUGAUUAUGAUAUGUCAUGUGGGAUAUGUGUCUGCAUUCCUGGUUAUGAAUUGAGAGGGUCUGGCUCAUCUGCUCACUGGGAGUAUGAGGUGAAGCUUGCUGCAGGGCCGGAUUCCUGGACUGUAUUCAGGCGUUAUAGAAGAUUUAGGGAGCUUCAUAUGUACAUGUGCCAUAAAUAUGGGCAGCCAGUUGAAGAGCUGUAUUUUCCUCCCCGGAGGUUAUUUGGAAACUUCACUGAGCGGGUAGUAGCUGAACGUCGCGGCCAGCUUGAGAUAUAUCUUCAGCAGCUCAUAGUUUUGUGCAGUGAAUUGGAAGAAUCGCCUUUAUGUGGAGCGCCUCCUUGCCGUGCUACUCUAGCCCACUUCUCACCAUUCUUUCAACGAGGCGUCUUUGAAACUUCUAGACACACAACUAGCUAACCUACAAGUUGGCUAUGGCCUGUUUUUGUUUUAGAUGCUUUGGUUAAAUCAACUAUAGUGAGAUUCUUUUAAGGAAAUAUUUAUUUUUUUAGAUAAAUGAUUAUACUGUACUAUCAAAUUGAACUUUAUUGACUGUGAGCUUACUAUAUUUAUCAAUAGUUAUACUGUAAUAGUUAUGCAGACUCAUUUAACUGUUCCAUUGUAAAUUAAAGAAGUCGUUAUAAAAGUAGUAAUAUACGUAGCUCAUCUGUAACACCCAUUAAUAAAUAAUCAAAUUUUAAUAUCAAAA